Pleuronectes platessa (European plaice) is the source of this 1595-nucleotide messenger RNA. RefSeq names its product makorin, ring finger protein, 4 (gene mkrn4). The record is from RefSeq and is a predicted model, not a curated record. The transcript has 7 exons. Lineage: Eukaryota; Metazoa; Chordata; Actinopteri; Pleuronectiformes; Pleuronectidae. Bases 1 to 960 code for a protein of 319 amino acids. Gene Ontology annotation, molecular function: ubiquitin protein ligase activity; metal ion binding. Gene Ontology annotation, biological process: protein polyubiquitination.
AUGGAGGGCGCUGCUGCGGGACGUGCUGGAACCACACGGAGGAUGGACUCAGGUCGCAGCGGAAGCAUCUGCAGGAGUUUCCUAAUCGGCUCUUGUAGAUUUGGUCCAAGGUGUCAUUAUCGCCAUGAGUGGCCAGUCAUACCAUCAGCCCAGAUAUGUAGACACUUUCAGAAAGGUGGAUGCUGGUAUGGCGAUAGCUGCAGGUUUAUCCACAUCCUCCAGCCUGUAGCGGAUGCAGCUGUUGCAGGUAGAAGGAGUUCGGUGCCCACAGUCUCCUCCUCACACGUGGCCCACGCUCAGCCGGACAGAAGAAGGUCAGAGCCUGCUCUUCUGCGGGCUGAGACUUCUUCAACAGAGACAACAGAGGAGGGGGCUACAGCUGCAGCCUUUGCGAGCCAGGGGGGAGUUGAGGAAGGGGGGUCGUUCCUCAACAGUAAAAACAUGACCUGCGGCAUCUGCAUGGACAAAGUCUACGAAAAAACUGAACUAAACGAACAACUUUUCGGGAUAUUGCCCAACUGCAAUCACUCCUUCUGUUUACCAUGUAUAAGGACCUGGAGGAAAACCAAAGACUUUGGGCAGGACGUGGUUAAGAGCUGCCCACAGUGUCGAGUGAGAUCUGCCUUUUACGUGCCAAGCAAAUACUGGGUCGACGGAAAGGAAAAGGAAAACGUAAUUGCUGCUUUUAAAGAGAAAUGCAGACAGAAAAGCUGCAGUUACUUUGCACGAUACAGAUGCUGUCCCUUCAAGGCGGAGUGCCUUUAUCGACAUGAUAAACCUUUAAGUCGAAGAUCAUUCCAGUAUCCUACAGAAGAUAAAGACGACUUUGUGGGUUUAGCCCUUCUGGAUCUUUUCAUGGACAUGGCCCUCAGUGUUGAGUAUGAUGAUGAUGAUGAUAAUGAUGACGACUUUGAGGCCUAUUACACUCUUUUCCCCCCACGUAUGGAGUACGGAUUAUGAGCUCUUUUUUUUCAUUCUUGUCAGUGUCUGAAACCACUGAUUGGGGCCUCGGCCUUACACAAUCAUUGGUCCCAGGAGAACACACAGUUGUGUUUUGACCCCUCUGCCCUCCUUGUUUAAGUAUUGAAACAACUUGUGAGUUGCCAUUUAGAGGACAAGGGGAAACAACCACGCACCGUGGACUGCCAAGUGUGUUCAUGUUAUUGAUUAGUCAGACUUCAGCAGACGAUUCAACCACAAGAAGAACUUAUCUGUGAAUUUAUCUUCUACUGUCUGCUUGAAAAUGAAAAUAAGUCGAGUUACCUCUUCAUUGCACAUAGAUAAUUGACCCUACCCCCAGAAACAAAAAAACAACCAAGAUUUGUCCCCUCUAAUAAUUUUGUUUAGUCUGUGGCUUCCUGAUUAUUAAGGGUUUACCCUCCCAUGGCUGUCGUUCUUCAAAUAUGUUGCAGAUUGUCAAAUUCCGCUGGACCCCUCCAUGGAUUAAUACGAUUCCUAACCUGUGACCUCUUUGCGAACAAUUUGCACCAUUUUGAUAUUUUAAUAAUCUUAUGUGAAUGGAAGUUUUAAUCGUCUAAAGAUAAAAAGUGUACUUUGCCCCUUCUUCCUGAUGUCCACAACCGAUAAUACCUGUC